CGACGUAAAAGUGCUCUCGCCAUUGCCGCAAGACGUGGUUUCUCACCCAAAGUACUAAACUACGUAAAGUCUCGACUCGUCGCGUAACCUACUUACGAUCACUGCCGCGCGAGAUAAAGAUAUAAAUAUCGCGUGGCUGUGCGAGAUCUGCGAAAUUCGAAGGCUCGCGUCGAGUGUUUACGGACUUUAUUUCAUUCAUCUAUUUCAUCCACGGUUUUACUUUUUGCAUCGACUCUUGUUUCCUGACAUCAGGAAUGGUAGAAGAUGUUGACGCCAACGCUGUAUGUCCAAUACCCCGAGCGGGGACCGUCGAUCUCUCUGAUGUUUAUCAACCCAGAUUAGAGGGCUCUACUGCGUUCUGCAUUCUCUCUUAGCAUGCUUAGUGAACACCAUAACAUCCACAAGGUAAUAAUGGAAGUACAUAGCAAACCAGAAUUGCUGGAAACAUGUGAUAUCAAGAAAGAACCUGUUACUGACACAGGUGGAAACACUGACUGUGAGAGAGAAUUGGUGGAAACAGGUGAUCUCAAGAAAGAACCUGUUACUGACACGGUUGGAAUCACUGACUGCGAGAGAGAAUUGCUGGAAACAGGUGAUCUCAAGAAAGAACCUGUUACUGACACAGGUGAAAACAUGGACUGCGAGAGAGAAUUGAUGGAAACAGGUGAUCUCAAGAAAGAACCUGUUACUGACACAGGUGAAAACACGGACUGUGAGAGAGAGUUGCUGGAAACAGGUGAUAUCAAGAAAGAACCUGUUACUGACACAGGUGAAAACACGGACUGCGAGAGAGAAUUGAUGGAAACAGGUGAUCCCAAGAACCAUUCUAUUACUGAUAUAGGGGGAGACACUCACUGUGAGAGAGAAUUGCUGGAAACAGGUGAUAUCAAGAAAGAACCUGUUACUGACACAGGUGAAAACACGGACUGCGAGAGAGAAUUGAUGGAAACAGGUGAUAUCAAGAAAGAACCUGUUACUGACACAGCUGAAAACACGGACUGCGAGAGAGAAUUGAUGGAAACAGGUGAUAUCAAGAAAGAACCUGUCACUGACACAAGUGGAAACACUGACUGUGAGAGAGAACUGGUGGAAACAGGUGAUCUCAAGAAAGAACCUGUUUCUGACACAAGUGGAAUCACUGACUGUAAGAGAGAAUUUAUGGAAACAGGUGAUCUCAAGAACCAUUCUAUUACUGAUAUAGGGGGAGACACUCACUGUGAGAGAGAGUUGAUGGAAACAGGUGAUCUCAAGAAAGAACCUGUCACUGACACAAGUGGAAUCACUGACUGUGAGAGAGAAUUUAUGGAAACAGGUGAUCCCAAGAACCAUUCUAUUACUGAUAUAGGGGGAAAUACUCUCUGUGAGAGAGAAUUGCUGGAAACAGGUGAUAUCAAGAACCAUUCUAUUACUGAUAUAGGGGGAGACAUUCACUGUGAGAGAGAGUUGAUGGAAACAGGUGAUAUAAAGAAAUGCCGUCCAGCAAAGCAGUCUCAUAAGUGUAGUGUGUGUGAGAAAACAUUCACAAAAGCAAGUAAUCUACAGACACACAUGAGGAUUCACACUGGAAUCAGGCCGUAUCAGUGUGUUGAAUGUGGGAAAGGAUUUAAACGUUCAGGAGACCUGCAGAAACAUACAAGGAUUCACAGUGGAGUCAGGCCUUAUAAGUGUGUUGAAUGUGGGAAAGGAUUUGCACAGUCAGGUGUCUUGCAGACACACAUGAGGAUUCACAGUGAAGUAAAGUCUUAUCAGUGUGUUGAAUGUGGGAAAGGAUUUAAACAGUCAAGUGGACUGCAAGCACACAUGAGAAUUCACAGUGGAGUCAGGCCUUAUCAGUGUGUUGAAUGUGGGAAAGGAUUUAAACGUUCAGGUGACCUGCAGACACACAUGAGGAUUCACAGUGGAAUCAAGCCUUAUCAGUGUGUUGAAUGUGGGAAAGUAUUUACACACUCAAGUAGCCUGCAGAAACACAUGAGGAUUCACAGUGAAGUGACGCCUUAUCAAUGUGGUGAAUGUGGGAAAGGAUUUAAGCGUUCAGGUGACCUGCAGAAACACAUGAGUAUUCACACUGGAGUCAAACCUUAUCAGUGUGUUGAAUGUGGGAAAGGAUUUGCUCUAUCAGGUGAUCUGCAGAAACACACUAGGACUCACAAUGAAGUCAAGCCUUAUCAGUGUGAUACAUGUGGGAAAAUGUUCACUCAGUUAGGUAACCUGCAAACACACAUGAAGACUCACAGUGGAGUCAAGCCUCAUCAGUGUGAUGCAUGUGGGAAAAUGUUUACUCAACCAAGUUACCUGCAGUCACACAUGAAGACUCACAGUGGAGUCAAGCCUUAUCAGUGUGUUGAAUGUGGGAAAGGAUUUAAGCGGUCAGGUGAUCUGCAGUCACAUAUGAAGACUCACAGUGGAGUCAAGCCUUAUCAGUGUGUUGAAUGUGGGAAAGGAUUUACACUAUCAGCUAACCUGCAGACACACAUGAGAAUUCACAGUGGAAUCAAACCAUAUCAGUGUGGUGAAUGUGAGAAAGCUUUUAGACGGUCACGUGAUCUGCAGUCACACAUGAAGACUCACAGUGGAGUCAAGCCUUAAUAUCAGUGUGUUUUAUGUGGGAAAGGAUUUACACAAUCAGUUCACCUGCAGUCACAUAUGAGGAUUCACAGUGUAGAGCUAGAUUUAGCAACAUUAAACAUGUAAAAGAUGCACCAGUGCAACCUAUUAUUGAAAGUGCAACCUAAUAUUUAUUUCUAAGUCCAUGUAAAAAAAAAUCAAUUUGUGUCUAACUAACCCUUACUUUUCCACACAACAACGAUCUUUGAACACAGUGAAUACUUCUAAGCUUUAUGGACCAUACUACAUCAUUAAUCCCUGGGUCAUGUGUAAUUUGUCAUCCCUUCUUGGGCUUGACAUCAUCAAACUGUGGGUACUUAUGUGCACAUCUUAUUAUGUUUUACAGCAAUAUUUAUGUAAAAUCAGGAAAAUCAUCAGAGAUAUGAGAUGUACUUACUCAGUUUAUGCAUCUAUGUUUUAUCUUUGAUAAAUAUAUUGGGCAAGAGUGCAAUACCAAAUGUGGUGCAACUAGGUUUUCAUGUCAGCAUGCACCUGGUGCAAAUAAAAAGAACUUUUGUAACUUA
Haliotis rufescens (red abalone) is the source of this 3128-nucleotide messenger RNA. Its product is annotated as zinc finger protein 436-like. Gene Ontology annotation, molecular function: RNA polymerase II cis-regulatory region sequence-specific DNA binding; DNA-binding transcription factor activity, RNA polymerase II-specific. Gene Ontology annotation, cellular component: nucleus. NCBI's taxonomy places the organism in Eukaryota, Metazoa, Mollusca, Gastropoda, Lepetellida, Haliotidae. Gene Ontology annotation, biological process: regulation of transcription by RNA polymerase II. The record is from RefSeq and is a predicted model, not a curated record. The transcript has 3 exons. The coding region runs from base 376 to 2586 and encodes 736 amino acids.